Molecule: messenger RNA, 1117 nt
Organism: Helianthus annuus (common sunflower)
Lineage: Eukaryota; Viridiplantae; Streptophyta; Magnoliopsida; Asterales; Asteraceae
Product: protein transport protein SFT2
Exons: 4
Coding region: 192-884 (230 amino acids)
Biological process (GO): vesicle-mediated transport
Cellular component (GO): membrane
Source: RefSeq, a predicted model, not a curated record
AGUAUUCCAAAACUUGAAAUUACCAAAAACUUGUUUAACCGGAGAACAGAAAACGCAUUACUGCACUACUACAGCUAACCACCAGUAGGCCGCAAAGAUUCCACCACCGCCUCUACACUUCACAAACACCCUUUUCACUCCCGAUCCCAAGUUCAAACCAAAAGCUAGGGUUUCGAUCUGGAACCAUAACUAUGCAAAACUGGUUUUCCGGCAGCAGUGAUGAUACCCCCAAUUCACUACCUAAAUCAUUAUCGGCUCCAUCUUCAUCACUGUUAGCAGAUUGGAACUCUUAUUCCGCCACUAAAGGCUCCGAUGCAGGCUCCACCAGCUUCGUCGGUUCAUUUGAUAUCGAAUCGGCAGUUAGGUCCGCAAACGACACCGUUUCCGGCACCUUCAAUGUGGUAUCUAGGGGAGUGAGUAACAUACCAGGGAAUUUGCAGUCGGCUACCAGUAAUAUCCCUUCGGGGAAGUCGCUCAUGUAUUUUGGGCUUCUUCUUGCAUCUGGGGUGUUCUUUGUUUUUGUAGCGUUUACGGUUUUUCUACCUGUUAUAGUAAUUGUACCUCAAAAGUUUGCUCUCUGUUUUACCGUUGGAUGUGGGUUUAUAAUCGGGUCGUUCUUCAUGCUCAAAGGUCCGAAAAAUCAGUUUCUGCAUAUGACAUCGACUGAGAGACUUCCUUUCACUUUGGGAUUCAUAGGGAGCAUGGUUGGUACCAUUUAUGUUUCCAUGGUGCUUCAUAGCUAUAUCCUUUCUGUGUUCUUCGCUGUGAUUCAGGUUCUUGCCCUUGCUUACUACUGUAUAUCAUACUUUCCUGGUGGAUCGACAGGGUUGAAGUUUUUAACAUCUUCUUUGACUUCUUCGGUUAUGAAAUGCUUCGGGCGGUGACCCCCUUUACUUCUAUGAUACACUUCAACCAAAUUUGUUUAAGAGAUGAGUUCAGUUUUUCUUUAAGAUUUUGGCUUGUGGCAAACACUCAUUGAGAUUUGAUUGAUCAGCAUGUAAGAUAUGAACUGACUAUACCUUUAAUUUUUGUGGUUCAACCUUUUUUGUCUGUUAUAGGAUGAGUAAGCAGAUUUGUAUGAAAUGAUGUUCAUGGGUCUCACUUUUAACUUGGCUUA